Molecule: messenger RNA, 3329 nt
Organism: Linum trigynum
Lineage: Eukaryota; Viridiplantae; Streptophyta; Magnoliopsida; Malpighiales; Linaceae
Source: the annotation of a GenBank genome assembly
CAACUAAUAUCCACAAUUAACCAAUUAGUAUUCAAUAUGGAUACUCUUAUGUGUUAUCUGGAUACUAAUUAUGUGUUGUAUGGAUACUAUUCUGUGUUGUCUAGAUAUUAGUUUGUGAAUUUGGGAUAAUAGUUGAUUCAUGGUGGAUAUCAGUUAGCAAACUUUGAAUAGUAGUCUAUGCUCUCUAAAUACUUUAGUACUUGGAUACUAGUUCAUGUAUUUUGAAUAUCAGUUAGUAUCUGCUAAUGAAUUUUCAAGUUAGUAGAUUAACUUUUCCCGUUAAUAAAUGGUAUAUGAUCCAUAAUUAAACAUUUCCCAACAAUUCAAAUUAUUGGCAUCAAGUGAUUCUUGACAUCACCUCCAUAGAGUAAUAAGCAAGUUCUUGGUUGGAUCAAGGCAUGUGUAUGGAGUACAAUAUCGUGAAGAAAAAUGCUUUCUUUUGGUAAUUCAAGUAGAAUAAUUGACUAUGUAAUUGUUAACUUUAACUAGCUAGUUCUGUACUGCGACAAAAUUACACUCGUUCGAUACAUUUAUAUGGUAGAUGAUAUUUAUUAGAAAACAAUGAUCACUUUUACCUAACAAUUUUUUAACUAAUUAGUGGCCAUAAUAUUAGUUGUGUCGUUAAAUACACUUGCCUAGAGUACCAUUAGUCCAUUACUAAUUACUAAUUAGGGGUGGCAGUACGAUUGUCAGUUAGCGGCUAACCGACCGAUUUAAUCGAUAAUUACCAAUUAGCGGCUAACCGAAAUUUGACUCCUAAUAAUUCUCGGUCAGUGGUCGGAGUGGAUGGUAGGAGUUUCGGUUAGCCAAGUAAUUGAAACCGAUUAACUAGCUAACCGAAGUACCGACCGAGGGUUCCCACCAAAGACACUGUUCCCCCCUCCCCACAACGCCGUUCCACAAAAAUUCUAUCCACCUCCACCAAAAUGACCCCUCUCCUUCAUCACCUGUCACCAAUCCAUUCACCAACCGCCCCACCCUACCCUUCCUCUCUUCUUCAUGUUCCCAGUUCCCCUGGCGUCACCUCCUUCCUCACCACCAGACCGGCGUCGGCCCAUCGCGGGUCCUCCGCCGAGCGCAUCAGCCUUUGUCGUCGUGCUCGUCCCGCCUCGGCCUUCGCUCGUCCUUUCUUUUUCUGCCUCCGCCGUCGAGCUCCACGCCACCAGCCACUCCUCCACUCCUCCGCCCUCACACCCGCCUUGCCGCAGCUCGUCGUCGUCGAGAAGAGACAGGGAGACAGGCGACAGUAGUACAACAUACAAGCACCUCCCCGAUCGCCCUUCACACUCACCUUCCCAAUCACCCUUCGAAAUCGGGAUCUGCAGAAGAAUGAGGCUAGCGGUGCCGAUAGAUCUUAAGACUGAAAUAGAGAUUUAAAGGAAGGAUCGAGAACUUUGGAGUUAGAGAUAAGGAUUGGGCGGUAGACGAAUUUCCAUUUUUUUAAUGAACUUCCCUUAAGCGACACCGUUUUGGAGAGAAGGGGUAUUUUUCGGGUAUGCGACUAACCGAGCCUAAAACCGAAAACCAACCAGUCGAUUGACAGUUAACCGUGAACCUCUUCUUGGUCGGUUUUCGGAUGGUCCAGGAAGUGUUUCGGCUAACUGAUAACCGGGUUUUCGAUUUUUGGUUUUCGGUUAAACCAAAAUUGACCGGCUGCCACCCCUAUUACUACCAUUAUACCGAUAAAAAAAAAUUACUACCAUGAUAUACUAGUUAAGGAAUUCCACUUAAUACAUGAGGGUAAAGCUGUAAUUAUGAGAAAAUAAUAGCGAUAGACUAGUCAUUUCGAUUGUUCCAAUCAAGAGGCGUCGGUCUGACAUUGAGCAAAUCUCAAUUUAGUUUGGGCUUUCUUUUUCACCAUGUUGCCGCUGCACUUCUUUUUGAGCAUCCGAUUCAUAAGGCAUUCCAAUCCAUCUGCCAAAACUGGACUUUCGUCAUCACCCAAGUCGGGGAAGGCAAAUUUGGCUCGUGUGCCCGAAAAAUGGAUGUAGGAAAGUUGGAUAGGAAACUAGGGAUUGCAACGAAAAAUAUUCGGGGACGAAUAGUGAAUGAAUAUUCAUUUGCACAUUUUUAGUUCUACCUAGUUUAAGUUUUGUUCAUAAUUAUAUUCCUACAAAGUCCCGACAGUAACUCAAAAUCAUACACAUUUGUUUCAAUUUGGAGUAUCUAUGAAGACUCUUAAGCUGGUCCCAGAUCGAAAGCCGGCAUUCUUGGUGAACCUGGAAUAUUGCAAUAAGCCAAUUGGUUGCCAGAAGUGUAGGGUGUUUGGGCAUCAGUGUGAGAAUUCAGGGGGUGAGGGGGAAGGGGAUCAGGGAAUUCAGGGGAAUAUAGAGAUUGGAGGUGUAGAGGCUGUUGCUGGAAGUGCUGGGCAGCUGAUUCUGGACUCUAUUCUUGCUUUGAAGGGGUGUGUGCUGUGGAGUUGCCUACUGAGAGUGAGCUUCAGAGCUAUGGUAGGGCAACCAAGCUCUCCCUCUACAGGGGAGGGUCCUAUCACCCUUCGAUUGUGAUGGUAUUAGGUUUUUUAAUGUUACGACUGAUGGAAAGAGAGAAUGGUACCCGUAGUAUGCUUGUGCUAUUAUGUUAGUAUUGGUAGUGGUAGCUUUGUACUGGUACACUUGUAGUGGCAGUUUUGUACUGUCUGGUACAAUUGUAUUGGUACGCAUGUAGUGGUAGUAGGGAUGGUAAUUUGAACCCGCCCCGUCGGGUAUUACCUUACCUGACCCGCGAUGGGACGGGUAUUACCCGACCCGCAGUAGCGUGGGGCGGGGCAUGGGUAUCAACUUCCGACCCGUCCUGUCUCGACCCGCCCCGUUCUUGACCCGUUCUAGGUCAAUUUCUUACGUCGUCCUUUCAUACAUCUCCUAUUUUGACUUUUCUUCAACUAGUUAGACUUGAUCUUUCAACUAGAUAGACUCAACUGCCUAUUAUAUUAUCACUAUUAUUCAUUCAUGAAUUCUUAAAGUGAAAUUCUGUGUGUAUUAUUUUCAAAUAACAUGAAAUAGUGGGUCGACCCGCCCCGACCCGUAGUAGCAUGGAGCGGGGCAUGGGUAUUGAGGUACCCGCCCCGACCCAUUGCCAUCACUAAGUGGUAGUUUUGUACUGGUACACUUGUAGUGGUAUUUUUGUACUGGUAGACUUGUAGUGGUAUUUGGGACAUGAUACAGUUUAAAUUGUCAAUUUUGACAGAUGUUUCCUUAUUCUGAUGAGAUUUUCUUACCCGUAGAUUUCUUAUAUUAGUCCAUCAAGGAGAGACAAAACCAUUGGGCGAUGCCAGUGCAGAUGAAUCGAGUGAGAUAAUUGAUGUCCGACCAUAAAUACUUGAUUAAACU